Molecule: messenger RNA, 3060 nt
Organism: Salvelinus sp. IW2-2015
Lineage: Eukaryota; Metazoa; Chordata; Actinopteri; Salmoniformes; Salmonidae
Gene: farp2
Product: FERM, RhoGEF and pleckstrin domain protein 2
Cellular component (GO): cytoskeleton
Molecular function (GO): guanyl-nucleotide exchange factor activity
Source: RefSeq, a predicted model, not a curated record
GUCUUGUGGCUGCGAGCUUUUCCCGGAGACCGAUCCAGUAUAUCGGAUUCAUUAUUGGAGUUCCAGUAUUUCAAGACGAAGGACAGAAGGAGUGAGUGACCCAGUGGGCUGGUUGGUGUGAGGGGGCGAGCAGCAGCCAUGGGUGAAAUUGAGGGUUCCUACAGGGCCAUACAGACCCCUGGCACCCGGCUGGGGGCCCAGUUCAAUGCUGGGAUCAGUACCUUGGAGCCGGGCCAGAGCCUCAGUGAUGCUUUGGGCCCCGGGGGUAGGAGCCCAGGCAGAGGACUACAGCUCAGGGUCCAGAGCCUGGACGACUCCCAGGAGUUUUACGACUUGGAGGUUUGGUUGGAACCCACAAAGCUCGUAGUGAAACAAGUGAAGAGACCCAUGAACACCCUCUUCAGGCUGUCAGUGAAGUUCUUUCCCCCUGACCCUGGUCAGCUGCAGGAAGAGUACACUAGGUACCUGUUUUCCCUGCAGAUGAAGCGAGACCUGCUAGAGGGCAAGUUGAGCUGUACAGAGAACACAGCCUCCCUGCUGGCCUCACAYCUCCUUCAAUCGGAGAUAGGGGACUAUGACGACGUGGCRGACAGGGACUUCCUGAAGCUGAACAAGCUGCUGCCCAAUCAGGAGAGGAUACAGGAGAGGAUCAUGGAACUGCACCACAGACACCUCGGGCAGACUCCAGCCGACUCAGACUUUCAGGUUCUGGAGAUAGCCCGUAAACUGGAGAUGUACGGUGUCCGCUUCCACCCAGCAGCCGACCGCGAGGGAACGAAGAUCAACCUGGCCGUGGCUCACAUAGGCCUGCAGGUCUUCCAGGGUAACACCAAAAUAAACACCUUCAAUUGGUCCAAGAUCCGAAAACUGAGCUUCAAGAGGAAACGCUUCCUGAUCAAGCUAUACCCAGAGGUUCACGGGCCUCAUCAGGAUACCCUGGAGUUCCAGAUGGUCAGUCGGGACCAGUGUAAGAUCUUCUGGAAGAACUGUGUGGAACAUCACUCGUUCUUCCGACUCUUGGAUCAGCCGCAGCCCAAGUCCAAAGCCAUUCUCUUUAGCAGGGGAUCGUCGUUCAGAUACAGUGGGAGGACCCAGAAGCAACUAGUGGAAUAUGUCAAGGACAGCGGAUCAAGGAGGACACCAUAUCAGAGGAGGAACAGUAAGGUGAGAAUGUCAGCUCGCUCUCUGGCCCCCGAUGUGCCAAAACAGACGUUGUCGUUCAAUGACAGCCUGCGGGCGCCAGGUUCCCCGUCCUCUGCGUCUGGGUCCUUCUACUCCAUACAAGUCUCCAGCUCCCCCCCACGUCCGGAGCCCCAGGCCCAGUCUCCACAGCCUCCUCACCAGCAGCAACAGAUCCAGUCUCCACAGCUUCCUCCCCAGCAGCAACAGACCCAGCUCCUGCCCCCACAGCUGGCCAGGCCCUCCAGCCCCCCAGCGAAGGAGGAUCUCCACAAGGCCACCGGCAUCCCCCCAUGUCACCACGCCUUCUCACAAGGUGCCCCAAGUUACCCGGCGGCAGGAGACUGCAACCCCUCGUCUGUGUGUGUAGAGAGUAGAGCUUCCCAUCCGCAGCAGCAGCCCUCCCAAAAUGGCAAUGAGGAUAGUGAGCAGGGGUCCUCUAUGGACAGCCCCCAGCUCUCCCCGUUCAACUCCAAGAGCUCUCCCCUCUGCCUGUCCCCCUCCUUCCAGAUGUCUACGCUGAGUCUCCCGGGGGCGGGCCAGGCCCCCUCGCCCCUACAGAGCCCCAUCCURAGUGAGGUGGGCACCAACAGGCUAGAGGAGGAGGAGGAGGAGGGCAGGAGGAAGCGAUAUCCCACUGACAAGGCCUACUUCAUUGCCAAAGAGAUUCUAACCACAGAGAGGACCUACCUGAAAGACCUGGAGGUUAUCACAGUGUGGUUCCGCAGUGCUGUGAUCAAAGAGAACGCCAUGCCAGAGGGUCUGAUGGCCCUGCUGUUCUCCAACAUCGACCCCAUUUACGAGUUCCACCGGGGAUUCCUCAAGGAGAUCGACCAGAGACUAGCUUUAUGGGAGGGGCGCUCUAACGCUCAUGUGAAGGGAGACUUCCAGAGGAUUGGAGACGUCAUGCUGAGGAACAUGUGUGCUCUCAAGGUGUUUACCAGCUACCUGCAGAAACACGACGAGGUGCUGACCGAGCUGGAGAAGGCCACCAAGCGCCUGAAGAAGCUGGAGACGGUGUAUAAGGAGUUUGAGCUUCAGAAGGUGUGUUACCUGCCUCUCAACACGUUCCUGCUGAAGCCCAUCCAGCGCCUCAUGCACUACAAACUGAUCCUAGAGAGACUGUGUAAACACUACAGCCCAGACCACCUCGACCACAACAACUGCAGAGAGGCCCUGAAGGAGGUGGCAGAGAUGGCCACUCAGCUCCAGAGUAGUUUGAUCCGCCUGGAGAACUUCCAGAAGCUGUCUGAGCUCCAGAGAGACCUGAUCGGCAUCGAGAACCUCACUGCGCCCGGCAGGGAGUUCAUUCGAGAGGGUUGUCUGUACAAGCUGACCAAAAAAGGCCUGCAGCAAAGGAUGUUUUUCCUGUUCUCCGACCAGCUCCUGUACACGAGUAAAGGUGUGACGGCCACAAACCAGUUCAAGGUCCACGGCCAGCUGCCUCUGCACGGCAUGAUCGUGAAAGAGAGUGAGAAUGAGUGGUCUGUCCCUCAUGCUCACCAUCUACUCUGCCCAGAGGACCAUUGUGGUGGCAGCCAGCUCGAAGGUGGAGAUGGGAAAUGGAUAGAGGAUCUCAACAUGGCAAUAGAGAUGGCCAAGAAAUGUCAGGAGAAAUCAGACCUGUUCCUGGACCCAGGGCUGUGUGAUCGCUCCAACAUGUUCUGUUCCCCAGCCGUGUCUCCAGAGCUCCCUCCUCGUUACCUGCUGGGUCAGGGCCAGAGACCCAACACCAUCACACACGUCUGCUGGUACCGCAACCAGAACCUCUCACUCACUGAUUAUCUGCGCAUGAACCAGAACCAGCUCUCAGGUUACCUCCUACGGAAAUUCAAGAAUAGCAAUGGCUGGCAGAAGCUCUGGGUGGUCUUCACCAACUUC